AUGGAAAGACCGGUGGAUCUGGUCCACCCCGGCCGGAUCCAGAUCGGGGACGGGUCCGGGUCCGGCGACGGCGGCUCGCCGGAGGCCGGCGACGACGGGCGGGAGGCAAGGCGGCGGAGGGCGCGGCGGCGACCGGGCGGGAGGCGAGGCGGCGGAGGGCGCGGCGGCGACCGGGUGGCCAGGGGCGGUGCCGGCGCGGCGGACGCGGAGGCGGGGACCGGCGGAGGCAGGGACCGGCGGAGGCGGGGUCGGCGCCGGUGGAGAGGUGCGGCGGCGGAGGCGAACGGCGAGGAAGGCGGAGGAGCAAGGCGGCGGCGGGCGAGGUGGCGGCGGAACUCAGACGGGCAGCGUGCGGAUCCGGCGGCGACCGGGCGCGGGAGGCGCGGCCCUGGGCUGCGAAGGGCGCGGACGGCGGCGCGGGGAGCCGGGCCUAGGAGGGCCUGGCUCGAGCUCGGCGGGCCCGCGGUGGAGAGGCGCGGUGGAGGGGAACCGGCUGGGUGA
Messenger RNA from Aegilops tauschii subsp. strangulata, 501 nucleotides. The record is from RefSeq and is a predicted model, not a curated record. Lineage: Eukaryota; Viridiplantae; Streptophyta; Magnoliopsida; Poales; Poaceae.